AGACGGGUACGAGAACGCGGCUAUGAAGAGUCUGUGAGCAGUUUUUAACAGACGUUGAAUUUCACAUGCCGCUGUCAGUUUACCUAAGCCAGUUGUGCCAUUCCCCCCGGAGCUGGUUCACUUACUUUCCGAGCCCGAAGAGGACCGUUGGCAGCGGGAGUGGACGUUGACGCCGCGUGAAUGUCCAGCACAGACCACUGACAGCCACCAUGUCAGGUCAAACACUACAGGGUCUAGACGAGGGGGAUAUUCUUGACCCAGAGUUCCAGCAGCGGUUGGAAGAUGCUCGUACUGUGCUCAGGCAGGAGAUCCAGCGGGAGCUGAAGAUCAAGGAAGCAGCUGAAAGGCUGCGACGGGCCGUCACCAAUCGCAAGAGUGCCGCCGACGUGGAGGGCCAGCUCAAGGCCUCGAGCCGCAAGCUGGACAAGUUGCACUGGGAGCUGCAGGAGCUCAAUGCCAGGUCUAUGGCCACAGAGAAAGACAGUACCACAGGCUGCUUGGAAGAAGAAGACAACCAGUCAGCAGAGCCGUGUCAGUGGGAAGAGGUCACAUCACCAAUGGCCAGUCGAGUCAGAACCCUGAAGAAACAGCUCACCAUGGAGACCAAAGUCAAACAGGGUGCUGAGAACAUGAUCCAGACUUAUGCUAACGGCUCGGUUAAGGACAGGAAGAUGCUGUCGACAGCCCAGCAGAUGCUGCAGGACAGCCGCACAAAGAUCGAGCUGCUGCGCAUGCAGAUUAUCAAAGUCAGUCAAGCCGAGGAACGGGAUGGCACCCAUGGUAACACUGUGGGGAUGAUCAGUCAGCUGGAGCUGCGGGUGGCCGAACUCGUGCACCACAUGAAGAUUGAGUCGGCCGUAGCGGAAGGUGCUAAAAAUGUGGUGAAGCAGCUGAGUGGGCGGAAGAUCCAGGACCGCCGCAUACUGGCAGAGGCUCAGGCACGAAUGCAGGAGUCGUCUCAGAAGGUGGAUUUGUUACGUCUCUCCCUGGAGAGACGUUUGAGUGAGUUGCCUCAGGACCAUCCCAAGUAUGCUGCUAUUAAAGAGGAACUAGUCCUGGGAACCUCCCCUUCCUAUGGCACACCAAAGAAGCAGUCCAAUACUCCGUCCUCUUCUUCCUGCUUCUUGAAACCAGCCAGUCUAACAGGUCGGUUAGAGGUAUGCUUGAUGGGCUGCCAAGACCUGUUGGAGUCCGUUCCGGGCCGUAGUCGUGUGACCAGUGUCUCGCCAGUCCCUGGAAGCUUCUCAGAUGGAAAGUCUCUGAAGGUGAGAGCCGGCCUAUCAGGGCGCAGUGCCAAUGGCAAGACGACCAAGGCUGACGACCUGUCCUCGGAGAUAAGCGCUGUGCUGAAGGUGGACAACAGGAUAGUGGGACGCACACACUGGAGACAGCUGGGUAAAGAGGCCUGGGGCCAGAGCUUCAGCAUCGAACUGGAAAGGUCCAGGGAGCUGGAAAUUGCUGUGUACUGGAGAGACUGGCGGGCGUUAAGUGGGGUGAAGUUCCUGCGGCUGGAGGACUUCCUGGAUAACCAACGCCACGGCAUGUGUCUCCAGCUGGAGCCUCAGGGCAUCCUCUUCAUCGAGGUCACGUUUAUCAACCCUGUCAUUGAGCGGCCUUCCAAACUCCAGAGGCAAAGGAGAAUAUUCCCUAAAGAAAAAGGAAAGGAUUUCCUGCGCGCCGCCCAGAUGAACAUGAACUUUGCCACUUGGGGCCGUUUGAUGAUGAGCAUCCUGCCUCCCUGCAGCAACUUGGAGCCCAUGAGCCCUCCAUUAGCGGGCCCUAACGCUGGCCCCACGUCCACUUCCACCACUUCUCCAUCACACGAACCUGCUUCAGUGAGUCUAAACUUUUCUGAAGAACAAAUUGGCAGAUCUCCACAUCGCACAAGAAAGAACACUAAGGACUCCUUAGUGUUUCCCGGUGAAAACAAGAGCCCAAAGCCCAAGGAGCAACCUUGGAUCUCUACAGCUUCACACAGGGAUAAAGGGCUUCAGAUGGAAGACUUCAACUGUAUAUCAGUCCUGGGGAGAGGUCACUUUGGAAAGGUGCUGCUAGCAGAGUAUAAGAAGUCCGGCAAACUCUACGCCAUCAAAGCCCUGAAGAAAGGAGACAUUGUGACACGCGACGAAGUCGACAGCCUGAUGUGUGAAAAGAGGAUCUUUGAAGUGAUCAACGCCUUUCGGCAUCCUUUCCUGGUCAACCUGUAUGGCUGCUUCCAGACCGCAGACCACGUGUGCUUCGUGAUGGCCUACUCGCCGGGAGGCGACCUCAUGACGCACAUCCACACCAGCAUCUUCACAGAGAAACAGACCCGGUUUUACUCGUCGUGCGUCCUGCUUGGUCUGGAGUUUCUCCACCAAAACCAUAUAGUUUACAGGGACCUGAAGCUGGAUAACUUGCUCAUGGAUGCGGAUGGGUUCGUCAGGAUUGCAGACUUUGGCUUGUGCAAAGAAGGUAUGGGCCACGGUGAUCGCACCUCGACGUUCUGUGGCACACCUGAGUUUCUGGCUCCAGAGGUCCUGACAGACAACAACUACACUCGCAGUGUGGACUGGUGGGGGCUGGGGGUCCUCAUCUAUGAGAUGCUGGUGGGGGAGUCGCCCUUCCCAGGGGAUGAUGAGGAAGAGGUGUUUGACAGCAUCGUCAACGAUGAAGUGCGCUACCCUCGCUUCCUUUCCCCGGAGUCCGCGUCCCUCAUUCAGAAGCUGCUGCAGAAAAAUCCUGAGACCAGACUCGGAGCAGGAGAGGAGGACGCCUUGGAGAUCAAGAGACACCGAUUCUUCCAGGGGAUGGACUGGGACGCUCUCCUGGCCAAGAAGGUGAAGCCGCCGUUCCUGCCGGCCAUCAGGGCACCGCGGGACGUCAGCAACUUCGACGAGGAGUUCACCCGCCUCAAGCCUGUCCUCACCCUCCCACGGACCCCCUGCGUCCUCACGGCCGAGCAGCAAGAGAUCUUUGCUGACUUUGACUUUUCUUUCGUGAGCUGACCACACCCCCCCCUCCUCCUCCUCUUCCUCCCUCCUCUGUGCUGCCGCACCGUCGUCAAAUGCAGCUAAGUGUUUGUACUUUUAUUUGACAUGAAAGUGCUACAGUUGUGCCUUUGUUCACGUCCACACACUUACCACAUGUUCAGGACCACGUCAUCGCCUUCGUGGCUCGUUUACAGCGCACUACAAAGCCCUUGAGACACUCAGUUCUUCCGGCCUGUCGCACUUCACCGCCACAUCUCGACAUCUCACAGGCUCCGGUCUGAUCUGAUGAUGCAGCGUUUACUUUUUAACGCUGAGUGUUUAACGUUUCGCCUGGGUGUAUUUUAUAUGAAUGGAUAGUUGGAAGUUCUACUUUGUAAAUAUUCGUGAUCUCAGUGAGGUAAAUUGAAUGUACCUUUUUCUACUUACUAUAACCAUUUUACAUUCAUCUGUUAACUGACCUCUUACACGUUGUUGGGAUGUAAUACACUGGGAAUUGUUAAUUUAAGCUCUUUGAGGGAUAUUUCUCAGCCAAUAUUUGGAUUUUUUAAAACAUGACUCUCAUGAAGAUCAUGCUUGUAUAGAACAAACCAGCGUGUAUUUAAAGUGUCAACUACAUGAAGGAAACAUGAAUGAAUAAAUUUCAAUCUGCUGGACAAUGAAGGACCGGGAAACUCUUCAUGAAACAUUUAUUUAUUGAUGUACACA
This is a messenger RNA of Toxotes jaculatrix (banded archerfish), 3677 nucleotides long. It is a transcript of the gene pkn3, whose product is annotated as protein kinase N3. The coding region runs from base 210 to 2987 and encodes 925 amino acids. Lineage: Eukaryota; Metazoa; Chordata; Actinopteri; Toxotidae. Gene Ontology annotation, molecular function: protein serine/threonine kinase activity; ATP binding; small GTPase binding. The transcript has 22 exons. The record is from RefSeq and is a predicted model, not a curated record. Gene Ontology annotation, biological process: signal transduction; protein phosphorylation.